Molecule: messenger RNA, 1710 nt
Organism: Daucus carota subsp. sativus
Lineage: Eukaryota; Viridiplantae; Streptophyta; Magnoliopsida; Apiales; Apiaceae
Product: serine/threonine-protein kinase AFC2
Exons: 12
Coding region: 129-1445 (438 amino acids)
Biological process (GO): protein phosphorylation
Cellular component (GO): nucleus
Molecular function (GO): ATP binding; protein serine/threonine kinase activity
Source: RefSeq, a predicted model, not a curated record
ACUCCAAUCCAAUUUAUCAUAAGAUAUUCCUUGGUGUGUGCUGCCUAUAUAUUAUUCUCCCCUAAUCUACUCGUGGUUUCUAAUCUAUCCUCGUUGAAUAUUAUCAUCAUUAUCCGAUCCGAUCUACAAUGGAGACGGAGCGCAUGAUCGACUUUCCCCACACCAACAUAAACAUGGAUCGCCGUCCCCGAAAACGACAGCGUUUGGGCUGGGACGUCGCUCCCCUCCCUCCUCCCCCUCCCUCUAUGGCUGAGCUAGAAUUUUUUUGUGCGCAAGAAGUUGCAAAUUUCACAAGCCUUUCAUCGGGAGCACCUACAGAAAAUACCAAUUCUUUGUCUUCGAAGGGAGCGGCUCGAAAUGGCUCUCCCCCAUGGCGUGAAGAUGACAAAGAUGGACAUUAUGUGUUUGCUGUUGGGGAUAAUCUAACAUCCCGCUAUAAGAUUCACAGCAAGAUGGGUGAAGGCACCUUUGGUCAAGUUUUAGAAUGCUGGGACAAGGAGGAGAAAGAAAUGGUAGCAAUUAAAAUUGUUCGGGGUGUUGAAAAAUAUCGGGAAGCGGCUAUGAUUGAAGUUGAUGUGCUGCAACAACUUGGUAAAAAUGACAAAGGGAGUAACUGCUGUGUGCAAUUAAGGAACUGGUUUGACUAUCGUAACCAUGUCUGUAUUGUCUUUGAGAAGCUUGGACCAAGCUUAUACGAUUUUCUACGGAAAAACAAUUAUCAAUCCUUUCCCAUUGAUAUUGUACGCGAGAUUGGCAGACAACUGCUGGACAGUGUAGCAUUCAUGCAUGAAUUGCGCCUUAUACACACAGACUUAAAGCCUGAGAACAUACUUCUUACAUCUUCCGAGUACAGUAGAAUUCCAUACUACAGGGGUUCUUCAAGAUCUCCAAAGGAUAGUUCAUACAGUAAGAGGAUUCCAAAAUCAAGUGCCAUCAAAGUUAUUGAUUUUGGCAGCACAACAUAUGAUCGUCAGGAUCAAACUUACAUUGUAUCAACAAGGCAUUACCGUGCACCAGAAGUCAUUUUAGGACUUGGGUGGAGUUACCCUUGUGAUAUUUGGAGUGUUGGCUGUAUCUUGGUUGAACUGUGUUCGGGGGAUGCUUUGUUCCAAACACAUGAGAAUUUGGAGCACCUUGCAAUGAUGGAGAGGGUCCUGGGACCAAUUCCACAUCACAUGUUGAAGAGAGUAGACCGGCAUGCUGAGAAGUAUAUUAGAAGGGGGAGGUUGGACUGGCCUGAAGGAGCUGCCUCCAGAGACAGCAUCAAAGCAGUUCACAAGUUGCCUCGCCUUCAGAACCUAAUCAUGCAACAUGUUGAUCAUUCUGCUGGUGACCUGAUACAUCUCCUGCAAGGACUGUUAAGGUAUGAUCCUUCAGAGAGGUUGACAGCUCACGAAGCAUUGAAACAUUCAUUCUUCACUAAAGACAGUGUCAGGAGAUCUUAACCUAGAGCAUAAGGUAGGAGCUUGCGCUUUUCUACAGUGUAAUUGAAUGGUGCAUGUAAUGAAGAUUUUGUUAUUUUAAGGGUUCGCUUGAUUGGGCAUGUAGUGAAAUGAAGAACUAGCCUGUAUCUCUGUACCAAAAGAAAAUAGUCUGUUUCCUUGUAACGAAGGAAGCUGUGUUCACUCUUCAGUCUUUGUAAAUAUGUAAAAUUACUUAAUGAAGUAUUAGCUUCAACUUCGGUCUAGUUUUAUAUAAAAGAUUAUUCCA